AUGGAUUCUUCGACAUCUUUUACAGGAUCAAACUUCGGGCUUCAAAUUGGACACAACCAUGGAGCGACCAAUGCGCAUUUCCACUUGCCUCCAGCCGCAGAAGAGCGACCGCAACCCCUUGCUAUGAUUCCCUUCGGACGCGAUCCAGAUUUCAGAGAGAAAAGCAAUGAACAGGUCUUAGCAGAUCCAAAUGGCAGCAUUGAUGGUAUAGCUCCAUUCAAUCUGUCUCAGUUAGAAUUCGAGGACAGCGUUGCCACGCUCAAUGACUACUCUUUCAUUUCCAUUGAUCAUGAGACACUUACCUUCGAGAUGCAUGGUCUUGUACAACUUUCGAUCCAGGAGUGGCUUAGCACACAAGAAAGACUCGAGCACUGGAAAGAGAUAUUUGUUCGAAAUCUAUAUCUGGAAUUUCCAAAAUUCACCAAUUUCGAAAACAUUUCUAGAUCUCGAGCCUUAUUCCCACACGUUCAAUCAGCGUUAUCACAUGGCCCAGAUUCAAAUCAUCGACUAAGGUGGGCCAGACUUAUCCGUCAUGCCUCUGAUUAUGUGCUCUUCUGCGAUAAACCAUAUGAAGCGAAACGCAUGACCGUCAUCUCACGGAAGGAAACCGAGGAUAGUCUCGGGUGGGAACAUCCAGAGACAAUUGUUGCCUCCGCUUUCGAAGUGAAGUCACUGAUGAAUUGCGAAGACUUCAAGACUGCCGAGGAGCGAUGUCUCCAAACGAUCGAAGCAUGUACCGAUUUUCAUUUGGAAACAGGCUACAAAAUCUAUCUCACGUUUCGCUGGCUUCUCGCCGAGAUAUAUCAUCGGCAAGGCUCUCAUCGGUGGGCUGAAUCUGAAACUGAAUACAAAGAGCUAUGGAAGACGUGGGAGCGAGAACAUCCGGACGAGGAAGAGCCUAUUAUCUCCAUUAAGGCAGCCCUAGCCGAACUAUAUGGAGACCAAAAUCGUCUUGACGAAGCAGAGAUUCUACUUCAACAAGUGAUAGAAUCACGCAAUAUAGUUCAGACAGGUAGGCCUCGAGACGUGAAUUAUCACAUGAAGAACUUGGCAUCUUUGUAUCAAAAACAAGGUCGACAUGAAGAAGCGAUGAAUCUUUUCGUACAUGUGCUUGAAAGCGAAGAAGGUCAAUUUGGGCUAAAGGACCCGCGAACACUUUUGAGCAUGAGAAGCUUUGCAUGCGCAAUGAAAACCCAAUCACAUUCCUGGGAAGCGAUGUUUCUGAUGCAAGAAGUCUUCGAAAUGCAGAGAAUGGUUCUUGGAGUAGACCAUAGGGAAACAACAUGGACAGCAGCUCUACUAUUUGACUUAUUAGUAGAGAAUGACGAGCUAGAAGCCGCCGCAUCUCUUGCGGAAAGCUUGAUCAGUUGUCUUGACCCAGAUGCUCAUUUUGCCCUCGUCUAUUCAGGUAGACUUGGACACAUAUAUCUAGCACAAGGCCAAGGAGAGAAGGCUAAAGACAUCAUGACCAACUCACUCGAAAGAAAGAGACAACUUCAUGGAGCGGAGCAUGAUGAAGUGAUCAAUGCCCAAUUUGAUCUAGCAUUAUGGUACGAGGAGCAAGGCCAACUCCGUGAGGCCGAAGCUCACCAUCAGCACAUGUACCAGGUUCGCCAGCGAACUCUUGGUAGCGAACACCCAGAGACACUUACAAGUCUUCAACGCCUUGUAGAUCUCUAUUUGAUGCAUGAUGGUCUGGUCAGUUCUGAGUCACUAUCGUCGAUGCUAGCUCAACUCUCUAGAUCAAGAGAAGCAAUUCUUGGGAGAGAAGAUCCUCAGACUCUUCUGAAUCUAUUUGCACUGUCGAUGGAAUAUAAUUCACAGGAAAACUCAGUUGAUGCUGCUACUUUACAGCAAGAGAUUCUUGAGAUCUGCCUGCGGAAAUCUGGUAAUGGGUUUGAUGCACUACCACUUCUGCUCGAAGCAUUGGUUGCCAGCUGGGAAACGCUCGGCCGCGAUGAGGAUGCUGCAUGCCUGAAAAGACACAUCGAUUUUAUUCUGGACGACAUGUCCCCUGAGGAAAUUGCGUUGCUGCUCAAUUCCUCGAAAACUUUGGCAGGCGUUUUGGAAAGGUCAUACUCAGUUGCGCAAGCGUCAGGGGGAGUAUAA
This is a messenger RNA of Penicillium canescens, 2109 nucleotides long. RefSeq names its product tetratricopeptide repeat protein. The transcript is spliced from 3 exons. The record is from RefSeq and is a predicted model, not a curated record. Lineage: Eukaryota; Fungi; Ascomycota; Eurotiomycetes; Eurotiales; Aspergillaceae. Gene Ontology annotation, molecular function: protein binding. Bases 1 to 2109 code for a protein of 702 amino acids.